Molecule: messenger RNA, 954 nt
Organism: Struthio camelus australis
Lineage: Eukaryota; Metazoa; Chordata; Aves; Struthioniformes; Struthionidae
Source: RefSeq, a predicted model, not a curated record
AUGGCCUUGCAGGCCCAGAGGAUGUGUUCCCGUGGAUCAAAAGUGGCAAAGUUAGAGGCCAGCGUGCCAGGAUCUGCAAAGGAGCAGAGCUAUCACAGCUGCUCGGACAAGCGCCCCGAGGAAGCACAGUGUCACCCCGGACGUGCUGGCGAGGAGCCCAGCGCCCGCAUCGCUGUGUCCGCAGCCGCUGCUCUUCUUUUGCAGGCAGAGCUGGGAAAGCCCCGGAGAAGCAGCUAUACCCUGCCAGGCCCUGAUUUUUCAUAUGGGCUGUACAUUCAUGGGAGAGAUGGAGGAGUCCCUGAAGCAAUCGGCCACUGGCACGCCAUGAAGCCCAGGCCUGCUUUACUACGGAAGAUGCCCCGUGACUACAUUACCAUGAAUUGCGGCGCUCUGAAGGCUGGUUGUACCACAGCCCACGAAUUUAAUUUGUACUAUGAGGCCAAGGACAUUCGGUGCAAAGUGGAUGAGGAGAGUCGCUUCAAGAGGGGACCUCCUAAAGUACCUGCAGAUAUGACUUACGGCAUCGUCUCACGGCCUUCCACUCCCUUUUUUGAUCUCCUCCAUCACAAGUACAAGGAGCUGUGGUUGGAGCAGCAGAGAGCAAUGACAGUGAUCCAGCAAGAAGAAAAAAAAAAGAAAGGCAAAGCAUAUGAAACUCGUACCACGUUGCUCCGAAAACACCCACUACCUGCAAAAGAGGAGUCCUUCUGGCACUUGCCCCACUUAGAGAAGGUUGGUCCUCGUCUCAGUACUUUUCCAGACAGCGAGGCUCGUAAAAAGGCCUUCAGUGCCUACCGUUCAGAAAUGCCUGUGAGAUGUGGUCCUCUUCACCAGGGCAUCUAUACAACAAGCUGAAGGCUCAACCACAGCACUGUGCUGAGCAGCAAAGCCUUUAGACCUCUGAAAUAGCCAUGGAUGAUAGGUUUUCUCUCAGAUUUAGGAAAGUUAUGCUGA